Messenger RNA from Colletotrichum spaethianum, 486 nucleotides. RefSeq lists its product as uncharacterized. Bases 1 to 486 code for a protein of 161 amino acids. NCBI's taxonomy places the organism in Eukaryota, Fungi, Ascomycota, Sordariomycetes, Glomerellales, Glomerellaceae. The transcript has a single exon. The record is from RefSeq and is a predicted model, not a curated record.
AUGUUUGGCAUCCUGGGCGCCCGCGACCGCAGCGACGGCACCGAGGAAUAUGCCUCGUUCGACGAGCUCUUCGCCGCGCUCAAGUCGCGCAUGCAGAAGGACGGCUACAAGGUCGUCAAGUCACGGACCCAUCGCAACAAGGUCGGUGGCACCUACGAGAAGGGCAGCGAGGUCGUCCGAUGCGACCUCGUGUGCGACCGAGGUGGGCAGCCUUACAAGUGCACCGCGACGCAGCUCAAGACAUCGACGAAGAAAACCAACUGCCCGUGGAAGGCCAAAGCCGUGAAUCGUAAGACCCUGGGCAAAUGGAUCUUGACGAUCAUAUGCAGCGAACACAACCAUGAGGCGCGAACGCCUGAUCCGCCGACCGACGAGGAAGACGCCGACGCAGAGGGAGACGCCGACAUUGUCCAGGAUACGCCAGCUGGUAUGUUUCCCCUAGAGGCCGUCGAGCUGUCGCCAUAUACUAACACGGGUAGUUCCUGA